UGUGACAGGAGCAGCUGCUCAGACACGGGAGCGACCCAGGCGGAACAACAUGAUCCAGAUCAGCUCCUGAAUGAGAACCGCUCCGAACCAGAACAGGAACCGGGAUGUCCCCGCUGCAGCUCUCCGUUUACUGGCGUCUUUCACUUCUUUAUUCUUUCACUCCGUUCCUUUUCUUUAUGGACAUCUUCACAGCAGCCAUAACUGCUGAUACAUGUCGUCAUGACAACGCCACACACGCCCCAGCUUCCUGGGGUGGAAGCAACCAAUCAGAGCAAGGGGAAAUUUUAGAGAUGGAGUCUGAUUGGUGGAGCCAAGAUUCAGUGUGCAGCUGGACAGACUGGUUGUCAUAUGGUCAGACUGUCUACAUGAUAGGAAUGCUGCUGGGAUCUCUGGUGGGAGGAGCUUUAGCAGACAGGUACGGGAAGCGUCGGAUGCUGCUGGUAGCCGGAUUCAUCCAAGCCUUCUGUGGCGUUGUACCCGCCAUCUUUCCUCAACCUCACCUUUUCCUUGCCACCCGCUGUCUAACAGCCAUCUCCUUUUACUUUAUCAAUAUUUGUGCCUUCAGCCUGGCGGUGGAGUGGACUCUCCCUGCGGCUCGGCUCUGGCCCCCUGCCUUCCUGUCAUUCUGCUUCAGCCUGGGGACGAUGGGCGGGGCUCCGCUGGCCUGGCUCAGUCCCACCUGGACUCAGCUGCACCUGACCCUUGCCCUACCUCAGCUCAUGUGUCUGCCCCUCUACUUCUCCAUCCCAGAGUCUCCUCGGUGGCUGCUGCUACAGAAGAAUGUGGAUGUUUUGCAGCGUUACCAUGGCAACAGCCCAGCAGAUAAACAGCAUCUGACCCUGCUGCUGGACUCGGUUCAGUCCGACCUGGAGAAAGCUGCGGAUGCUCAGACACAAAUAUCUGGCAGUAGAUGCCCCGCCCACACAGGUAAAGCCCACCUGAGAUCCAUCCUGCUGAAACUGGUCAUCAUGAGCUUCCUGAGUGCCGCUGUAGCCUUGACGUACUAUGGCAUCUGUCUGAACAUCGGCUCAUUUGGCGUUAGUGUUUACGCCGCUCAGUUUUUCUCUGGCCUCUCAGAGGUUCCUGGUCUGCUGGUUCCUUUGGCCCGCCUUGGACGUCGACUCCUCACCAUGCUGGCUCUGUUCCUGAGUGGGUCUGCCUGCUGUUUGUCCUUACUGCUGUCCAGAUACAACGGUGAACCGGUGCUGGUGAUGAGUCUGGCCCUGCUGGGAAAACUCUGCAUCCUGGCUGCCUCCUUCAUCUUGCUUUUGUACAGCAUAGAACUGUUUCCAACAGUCGUCAGACAGCGCUGCAUAUCCCUGGUCAACCUGUCCUACCGUCGUGGCUGUCUGGCCACGACCUUCGUUCCCUCCGGUCCAAAUGGAGCCAUCUCAUUGGUUGCCAUGGUUGUGUAUAGCAGCGGACCAAUCGUAGGCUGUAGCCUGUGUUUGCUGCUUCCAGAAACCAGCGGCGUUCCACUUCCCGACUCACUGGAGGACUGUGACAUGUCUCACCCUGCCAGCAUGGACGCCCUACUCAGGCCAAAGAGGCUACAGAGCAGCCAGAUGAAAACAGAAACUCUCUCUUCAGAGAAAGCUGGCACACAAACAUCAAAUUGACCGUUUUCUUUGGAGAGCACAAAUAAAAUGAUGCAUUCUUAUUCAGACCAAAGGACAUGAAAAUCAUCUAAACCAGGGGUGUCAAACUCAUUUUAGCUCAGGGGCCACAUGGAGGGAAAUCUAGUCCCAAGUGCGCCGGGCCGGUAAAUAAAAAAAAAAAAACUUCAGAUUGUUUUCUUUGUUUUAAUACAAUCAAUAUAAAACAAGGCUGGAGCCUGAGGACAAUGUAGUACAAGUACAACACCUGAAGUGUACUUGAAAAUUUGAAAAAAAAAAAAAAUCAAUCAAUAAAUAAAACAUUCCUUAGUGAUUCAAAGAGCUUACAGAUCACAUGGCAAGAUCAGUUUCAUGCAUCACUUAAAGUAUAUUUGACUCAUUUUACUUUACAUCUUUUAGCUUUCACCAGCACAUCAAUAUCAGAAGUCACAUCCUGAGUGGCGGCCAACUUCAGGAUGUGAUUCAAGUUCUUGUGUGAGCCUUGAGCGCAGCUUUGUUUUAGUUAUACUCGUUACAGAGAAAACUUGCUCACAAAGAUAAGUUUAUUUUCACUCUACAUUGUAAAGUAUGAAAAUAAAGUUUUCACAACCAUCUCGCGGGCCGGAUUUAACCCGCUUGCGGGCCGCAUAUUUGACACCCCUGAUCUAAACAGCAGCACCUUUAGUUUUGUAACGUGACGGAGGUGCCAUUCCCCCGAAGGUUAUUUACCCUCUCUCCACGGAUGUCUCUGACACAGAACUAAUCUGCAUGAGACUGCCUCAAGGUCAUGCAUUUGCUUCUAAACUGCUUCCUUUCCAGCUCAAGAGAAGAUUGAAGAUAAAGGACUCUUUCUUGUUGAUAAAUCAAAGAAUUAUUUUUAAUAAAGCUAAUCAAACAAAGUGUUAGUCAAUAAUAUAAUGCUGACCAAUCUGUGAACUAACAAUGUUAUGAUUAAUAUGCUUUAAUAAGUAAUAUGACUUUAAUCUAGCUGCACUAGACAUCCUGACUACACGUAAUGUAAACGCAUGACACAUUGUUUACUCAUCCAAUCAGAACCUUCCUUUCUGAGGCGUGGCAUAGUCUCUGUGGUGUUUAUAAAUCUGCCAACUUUGAUUCGACCAGAAAUCAAAACAUCCAGAUUAAUAAAACUAGUUCCCACGCCAUCUUAAGUUCAGUUCUCAACAGUUCUGAACAGUUUACUGGAGUUCUCGGCAGUUCACCGCAUGCUAAGAGAAGUAUCGGACCAGCCACCCGGACUUCUUUUUUUAAGCAACGAACCAACAAGCUGGAUAAAAUCUGUUGCAUUUUUCCAACCAAGCAAUGGUUCCUUUCAGAAUAAAAGCUGAACUCACUGACCCUCAGGGUCCAUCUGACGCUGUCAACCAACUGACGCUUUUUACCUGGAAACAAUCCAAAGACUAGUCUGUCGUACUGCUGAUGCUGUUUCAUCAGCUCCAGUACCAAAAGGGAGGUUUGAGGACCUGACAUUAUGGAUCUGUACGGAGGUCUCAUCCUAAGGGUAUGUGUGGAGCAACAAUUAUGGCUUCUCACGUGUUUAUGAAACUCCGAUCAAACUCCGAUCAUAGCUAAAGCAAAACAUCACAACAUCAUUUAGACUUGCUUCUCCGGAUACGAGAGUUCUGAUGACAACAUCACUCACACACGCAUCAUUCAUCUCACGUCUCAUUCACACCAGAUCCACUCAUCACUUAGAGUUUAGAGUUAGUCUUGUUUAAAAUUCUUUCAAAUUGUUUAGAAAUAAAUCUUAAACAUUUUAAA
Messenger RNA from Nothobranchius furzeri (turquoise killifish), 3374 nucleotides. Its product is annotated as solute carrier family 22 member 13. Gene Ontology annotation, molecular function: transmembrane transporter activity. The record is from RefSeq and is a predicted model, not a curated record. Lineage: Eukaryota; Metazoa; Chordata; Actinopteri; Cyprinodontiformes; Nothobranchiidae. Gene Ontology annotation, biological process: transmembrane transport.